CCACAAUUACCCAUUGCCUAUAUCGAGAUGGGAUUUCCGUGCCGUGGAUAGCGAUCAAGAAACCUUGGAAGCAACUCACUCGUACACGGCACUCGGACGGGAUCGGGCCCUGUACAAGUUCCGCUCCUGUCCCGGGCAUGCCGUCGCGCGUAUACUUGGCAUGUCUGCAUCUGUGAUGAGACGUCGAUUGCCAUGUAUGUUGGAGCAUGUACCUGGACCGGAAACCGGCGCUUCGUUCACCACCGAGCCUCGGUUCACUCACGAGUUUACUUGUGCCUGAGGAAUUAAAAUCGGCUUCACCCAAAACGUACGCUCGCAUGUGCGUUUGUCGUGUACAAGAAUGAUGAUGAUGAUGAUGAUAAUGUGAGAUUUCUCUUGGUAUUCCUUCUUGUUAUCUUCUGAGCCUUGUCCGCUUGUCCCUCAUGCUCCAGCAACCUCACUCCCUUCGUUUCUCAUUCGUCUUCUUGGCUGCCAUUACCAGUGUUUUCGCGGCAGCGGUCGCCAUCCUGAACACAACAGACAUGGCGCCUGCUGUCAGCACCAUGGCUGCCUCGCUGCAGAGCACCUUUGCGCGCUGGCUGAAAGCUGUAGUGGGCCUUGCACAACAGCCUGGGGCCAUCUGGAAACUCCUGGCCAUCCUAUUCGCCUUGGGGAACCUCAAAAACGGCACCUUCGUAUGGCAUGUACGUUCAAAGUCAAUCGAGUACGCGGGACUCAUCCAUGUACCUUCUUGCGUCCCCCAUGUCACACCUUCAUUGGCGCUUGCGGUGAUACAUGAUGGCCCAAAACUACAAGGCACCCACGUUUGAUUGAUGUACUGACAGCCGUGGCGCAAACAAACAGCUUCGCUUUUUCAAAGCCUUCACCUAUCACCUGUAUCGCCAGCCUACUAGACUGCCACCCCAGGCCCUGUUCCAGCCCAUAGUGACCUCGACCCACUCGCCCAUCACCGAAAUGGAUUACAACUUGCACAAAUCCAACUCGACCUAUUUCGCCGACAUGGACAUCUCGCGAACCCACCUCUU
Messenger RNA from Periconia digitata, 1025 nucleotides. The record is from the annotation of a GenBank genome assembly. Lineage: Eukaryota; Fungi; Ascomycota; Dothideomycetes; Pleosporales; Periconiaceae.